This is a messenger RNA of Eublepharis macularius, 6095 nucleotides long. It is a transcript of the gene LRCH3, whose product is annotated as leucine rich repeats and calponin homology domain containing 3. The record is from RefSeq and is a predicted model, not a curated record. Gene Ontology annotation, molecular function: protein binding. The coding region runs from base 5 to 2323 and encodes 772 amino acids. The transcript has 22 exons. Lineage: Eukaryota; Metazoa; Chordata; Lepidosauria; Squamata; Eublepharidae.
CCUCAUGGCGGGGCCGGCGUCGUGGACGCGCUCCCUGGAGCGGGCGCUGGAGGAGGCGGCGGCCAGCGGCGCGCUCAGCCUGAGCGGCAGGAAGCUGAGGGACUACCCGCGGGGCAGCGCCGCCAGCCACGACCUCAGCGACACCACCCAGGCCGAUUUAUCACGAAACAGACUCACAGAGCUGCCGGCUGAAGCGUGUCUCUUUGUUUCCCUUGAGAGCCUCAACUUGUACCAGAAUUGUAUUCGCUAUAUUCCAGAAGCCAUCCUGAACCUGCAGUCAUUAACGUUUCUGAAUAUCAGCCGGAACCAGCUGUCAACAUUGCCAGUUCACUUGUGCAGCCUCCCCUUGAAAGUUUUGAUAGCAAGCAAUAAUAAGCUUGUCUCGCUACCUGAAGAAAUCGGACACCUCAGACAGCUGAUGGAGCUUGAUGUAAGCUGUAAUGAAAUACAGACGGUUCCACCUCAGAUCGGCAAUUUGGAUUCCCUGCGGGACUUCAACAUCAGGAGAAAUCAUUUGGUGCAUUUACCUGACGAGCUUGCAGAGCUGCCUUUGAUUCGGUUAGAUUUCUCCUGCAAUAAAAUCACAACAAUCCCCGUUUGCUACCGGAAUCUCAGGCACUUACAGACAAUCACAUUAGAUAACAACCCUCUGCAGUCACCCCCUGCACAGAUAUGUAUAAAAGGAAAAGUCCACAUAUUUAAAUACCUGAAUAUGGAAGCCUGCAAAGUAGCUCCCGAUCUUCCAGAUUACGAAAGGCGGCCAAUGGGGUUUGGCUCUUGCCACGAGGAACUGUACUCCAGCCGGCCAUAUGGAGCGUUGGAUUCUGGCUUUAAUAGUGUGGAUAGCGGAGACAAAAGGUGGUCAGGAAAUGAACCUACAGAUGACUUUUCUGACCUUCCUCUUCGAGUGGCAGAGAUCACAAAAGAACAGCGGCUAAGAAGAGAAAGUCAGUACCAGGAGAACAGAGGGAGUGUGGUAGUCACCAACGGUGGAGUGGAACAUGAUCUGGAUCAGAUCGACUUUAUUGACAGUUGUGUCACUGAAGAGGAGGAGGAAGAGGUGAGGCAACAACCCAAGUGCAUGGAGCCAGACAGCCUCAGCUCACAGUUCAUGGCCUAUAUUGAACGGCGAAUCUCACAUGAGGGCUCACCAGUAAAACAGAUACCUAUCCGAGAAUGUCACAGAACAGAAGAUGCAAGAAGAUACUCGCAUCACAGUAGAGACGCGGAUGAAUUAAGACGGCCAGAAAGUCUGAGUUUGAUGCAGGAUAGAGAGCGGCAACAUGUGCUAAAGAGCUACUUGGACCGGGCAGAGAGGGGCUCCAGUGACUUCUCUGGCCUUACAUCCCUGCCAAAUGCCCAUCACCAGGUCUCUCCCUGGGACGCGGAUCUGCACCGAAGGCGUGAGCAUUUCGCCGAACGCGCCCGUAGGGAAUCCCAGCUGCAGGCCGAGGAAGAGAAGACGAGGACAAAACAGAUCCAAAGGGAAGCCGUCCUUGACUUUGUCAAACAAAAGGCAUCCCAGAACCCUCAGAAGCAAAGUCCUCUGGAUAGCGAGUGUUGUCCCUUUCCAUCCAGAAGGUCUCACCACACUGACGAUAGUGCCUUGCUGGUGAAUGGCUUUGAGCCUGUCUUUGUGUUUGAGAUUGACAGUAAUACCAACACCAUUAAAAGAAGGCCGGGGACACUCAAUCAGAGUGACGACAGGUCGACGAUCUCACCAAAUUCGCCUACUGCUCAAACAGUUCACCUUUCUGCUCCAUAUCCUGGCUCCACUGCUGCUGCUCCAUCCCACCGAAACCCUCCCCAGCGUCCUGAGAGCUUCCUUUUCCGAAAUACUGUGAGGGAUGACGUGAGCAAAGCUGCCGCACUACUGCCCUCUCCUGCAUCUGCUCCUGCCAACAGUACUGAAGACUGUAGCGAGAACCAUAAUUCCAAGCUGCAGGAAGAAGAGGUCGAGCUGAUAGAGCAACUGCGGAAAAACAUUGAGUCACGGCUGAAAGUGUCCUUGCCUAGCGAUCUCGGAGCAGCACUAACGGAUGGGGUGGUGCUUUGUCAUUUAGCCAAUCAUGUGCGGCCUCGCUCUGUCCCUAGUAUUCAUGUCCCCUCACCAGCUGUUCCUAAAUUAACAAUGGCAAAGUGUAGGCGGAACGUGGAAAAUUUCCUAGAAGCUUGCCGAAAGAUUGGUGUGCCUCAGGAGCGAUUAUGUUUGCCUCUGCAUAUUUUAGAAGAGAGAGGGUUGACGCGGGUGGCAGAGACUGUGCAGGCACUGCUGGAACGAGCCCCCCCCAAACAGCAGCAGCAUCACUUGGCUGCUGUGUAGCGACCCCGAGGACCUUGUUCCUCUUUCCUUGGCCAAGCAGAAGAACUCCAGGACUUGACCGAUGGUGGCUCGUGUCCAGACACAGGCAACGUUGUGAUCAGAGGAGGAAAUCGAUACCCGGAAUUCCUGACAGGAAUAAUUUGCUUCAUUUCUCCACUUUUUGGGGGAGGUCAAAAAGGUUUUCCAUAGAACGUUUAAACAGUUUUUGUUCUGUGUAAAGUGAGUGUUUCUGGGAAGGGAGCAGGGAGGGCUUUCACUGACUGUCAGCUUCAUUUUUAAAUAUGACCACGGGAGGAUUGGGAUGUGUUCAAAACAUGUGUUAGAAAACUCUGAGAUUCCCAGGAUGUGCCAUUCACACACAGAAUUCCAUUUUGCUGUGCUCUUGCUUUGGACAAGACUUGCACAUGGGACACUUCUAGCAAAUUGAACCCCCUGUGAACGUGCGCACACACUCCUCAGGCAGCAGUUCGGAACCAUUACAGUCCAUAUUGUUGCCCAGGUAUUUUCUAGCUUCAGAAUCACACAGGGUUUUGCGGAGCCUUCCUCUGGCAUUCUGAGUCCCAGAUCAGCUUGAGAAGAAUGCCCACCUUGACAUAGUUCAGCUGUAAACAACACGAGAGUUUCUGAAGAAGCAGACAACCGUUUUUGUUCUGGCACUAACUUCUGGAUCCUCCUAUCAGUGCCUUUUUCUUUAGGUGCCAGUGGAACCCACAGCGUCUGCACCUGUGAGACUGGCACUGUGCUCUCGAGCAGCGCCUUGUUUAAACCAGACCAGUACUGGAACGACAUGGUUAGGGUUAGGCAUUCCAUGUAGCUUUUUUCACACGGACAGCUGGCCAGUUUAACCAGGAUGCUUGCUGGAGUUUCUCCUUGCCAGCACCACAGUUUAACCAAGCCUCAAACAUUUUUGUUGAGUGGAGAAGGAGGUGGGUGGUUGAAGCAAACACAGACCUCUGUGCGUUGAAGACAGUAAAUUCCCUUUGGUGCAUUAAGAAGAAUAGGGGGUGGGGGGUGGACCCUGUGUUGUGUGUGUGCUUUUUUAAAUCCAUAUUUUCCAUGUAAGCAUCCCCCCGCCCCCACAUCUUUCCCUUGUUCAUUGCCUUCCCUUUAUGUUUGUUCUUAAAAACAGCAGGAUUUGAGCCCGUUGGCACCUUAUGAGGCUUACAAGAUGUUUCCAGGGUAUAAGCUUUUGAAAGUCAAAGCUUUCCAAGAAUCUGAAGAUGGGAGUUUUGACGCUUUGAAGCUUCUCUCUAAGGUGCCGCUGGACUCAGAUGCUGCUGCUGUUCUACUGCAGAUCCACACAGCUACCUACCUACCUGAAACUGCAUUUAAGAAGUUGGCAAAUGAGACCAAGAAACCGUGCCGGUGCUCUUUCGGAAACUGAAGCCGACUCAAAAAGUCUGCAAAUGAGGCAGGAUCUGACGCUGCCCGUGCCCCGUCCCUGCUCCGCGUUCUGGAUGGCGGGGCAGCUGCUGUUGCCCGUCUAGCUUUGGGGAGCACAUUUCACACACACACUCCGCAGACUGUCGAGAUGCUGCUGGGACUGAGAGUUGUGAGGAUGGGAAAGUCACGUUUUCCUUCCCACGGCUGGCUAGAUGGAAAGCCUGUGCCAUUCCUUGCCUGGCUCUCUGACUCAGCCUACGGGAUGUUGGCUGUGCAGGCGGCCUCCUGUGGCUGAUGGAGGCAGAGGCGUGCGUCUCUGCUCGUGCAGUGUAGUCGACCGGAGUGGCCGGAUAAGGCAAGGCUGUGCCAGUUCUGACUCUUGAAGAUCUGCAAACCCUCACAGAGAGAGCUAGAGUGCUUAGACGUUUCUUACAGUUCGAGCAUCUAAUAAAACCAAGACAUAUCAAGAUUUCAUGAGCGAUGGCCUGAGGAGGCAGUAAGAGAAUUGUUUACUUGAAAUGCACGGGCACUGACUAAAGCGCCUAGGAGUAGGAUCCUCGGCUUAGCUGCAUGCUUCCUCUUGCAGCCUGGGUGAACCAGAGCAUGGAGCUGCUUUGUCCCAGCCCCCGUUUGCUUCACUGGGCGUUGACUGGGAGCUGUUCCUCCUUUCGGAUCCUCUCCCCUCAUCCCAUUGCUCAGUUUUUAUUUUGAGACCCCUUGCGGCGAGCUUUGCCUCGCCAGGCUCAUGUUAUCAACGCAGGUUGCUUUAUCCUUGCACUGAGGGCAUUCUCUUGAAGACACAUGAAGAAUAUUUCCCGGGAAAACAGUAGCAUACAAGUAAGAUGGAGUUUUAUUUAUCUGUGGCUGCUUCUGGGUGUGCACGUGCUGGCUCUGCUACCAGACUCGCUUCUGUUUCCCAACAUGGGGUUUGCAGACCAGAAGCGGCUCUUGAAGGAUUGCACGAAACGUAGUGGAGGAAUUGAAGGCUGUCUCCCUGUUUACUUUGAAUGCUGCCCACCUUGCUGACUUUUAUGAUUUGGGCAACACAACCGUGCUCUCCACAGGUUUUUGAAAGGUUAUAAUAGCAAUCUUGUGGCCUCCCAUGAUUCGGGCCGUUUGGUGCCAGAGUCGUCCUGCCUGAUAUGCCCCUUGCUGUCACUUUCUCCACUCUACCAGCUCUCGGCACCUUUCUGUGUCUUAAGUUAUUUAUUUAAGCAAGGGCUUCUCAGCAUGGACAGAAGCAGGCUGUGCGAUAAGUUAUGGAAGUUUGGCUGUCUCGCCUCCUUACCCAGCCCUAAAGAUUAUUGUUUUGGAGUUUCAUCAAUAAGUGGAAGGUUUAUCAUCACAUGCAGUAAAACAGUCACCAUCCAAGCCGUGCGUAUUUUAAUCCUAGGUUUGCUUAGGAAGUGCGGCCUGCGUGCUGUGUUAAGCAGGAAAGAGCAGUUCUGCCCCUGAAGGGCUACAGAGGCUUUUAUGCCAUACUGCCAUGCAGGCAGUUCAGUUUCCAGGAAAUAAAAACAGAUGUUCUCAUAGUCCACCCGAACCAGUUCAGUACGGCUGGGGGCAAAAGAGGUGCCUACAUUAAAAGAAACAAAAAGCGCUCCAUUUUGUGGCCAUUUCAGUUUGACUCUUUUCCUAUUUUCACAACUAAACCUUGAACAAAAGCAAGAAAGAAAUCUGUCUCUUUUCAACUGGCGGUUUAUUUUUAAUGUACUAUACCAAAAAACAAAAUCCCCCACCCACUUGAGUUUUCUGUAGCAAGUUUUAAACGGUUUGGGGAUUUUUGUGUGUUAUAUUUAUGUGCAAUUUUUCUUGUAUUUACUGAAAAGUUUUUAAAGAAAAUUGUAUAGAAUUCUAUUUUGUGUUCUGCAGCAACAAUGGCUGCGGGCCCCUCUCUUCUAGUGAAUAUUCAGGGGUGGGGGGCGGCGGCGGCAGCAAGGUCCCGCAUUCUUGAUGUUGUGCUUGCUGUUAGGUUUAUUAUAAACCUUGCCCCCCCCCCCGAUCGCUAGACAGGAUCAGGCAGCUCUGGCUGGAGAAUCGGCCGUAUUCAACCAGGUGGUUUCCCACUCAAAACGGAUGUUGUUCAGGGGAGCCUGUUUGCUUAACUCGAUCUCAGCAUGAAAACAGAUUGGUGUGAGCUUAAAAGCUUAAGCAUUCUCACAGCCUGAUGUUAAGGAGAGCAAGAAGAAGGUAUUUGCUUCCUUCAUUUUGUUGGCGUUGCCAUUUUAUCCCACAGAUUAGGAAUCCAGUGGAACAAAGGUUGGUUGUUGUGGGUUUUCCAGGCUGUAUUGCCAUGGUUUUGGCAUUGUAGUUCCUGACGUUUCGCCAGCAGCUGUGGCUGGCAUCUUCAGAGGUGUAGCACCAAAAGACAGAGAUCUCUCAGUGUCAC